AUGAACGAUCCUCGCCAAUCCACAGUCGCUCAACGUUCUCUUCAACGACACCGCUUCCAGCAACGGCAAACUCGGCGAAGGUUGAUCAUCGGGGAAGUCGGGCAGGUCAUUGGGGCUGCCGCACAAGUAGUAAUCGAGUCCCAGAAGCGCUACUAUGUCAAGAAGCCCCUGCACAACAGUCCUUUUGGUGGCCAUCAGCUGGUCUCCGGCCAUCGGCUCAGACAUCUCAACGACAACGAGCCCAGUGCUGUAGAAGAGAGCUCGCAAGAAGAGCAGGACGAGGAUGCCGAAGGUGAGGAGGUUGAACGUUCUUCAGUGCUGGCACCGGACAGCGACGAUGAGGGGGAGCAAGAGGACUCUGGUGAUGGAGAGUUGAUUGAAGUAGCACCACCUCCAAAUCAGAAGAGACACUCUGCUGUCGCCACACCAAAAAAGGGGUCCCCAAGCCGAGCAAGCAAGCUUUCUGGACCAGAAGCCAUGCAACAGCAUGGUCAACACCUCAAAGCUAGAUUGGAUUGUCUGGCAAUGAGCCUGAACGAUGUCGAACGUGCUAGCAGGAACGAACUGUCUUCUCUCCUUGAGGAAGUUUCUUCUUCGCAGCUAUUCUCCCCUGGUGGCAGAGAUGACAUUUACGAGAUGCUCUGUAGCCAGCCUCUCGCGGCGCCGGAGAAGGAGGAGAUUGAUGAGAUUUUUGGGACGUUGGCGGAGAAGUGGGAUAUUACGACAGCGGAGGAGAUGGAGCAGGUGCUAGGAAUCAAGAUCGAACGCAAGCAAUCAGCCAAGACCUUUCAUCUAUCUCGUCCGAAGAAUAUCGAUGAACUCACCGACAAAUUCCCCUACAUUACCAAAGCAGAUCGUCCCUAUCAAUCCUCGCUCUAUCCCGAACAAUCCUCGCUCCCUUCCACCACGACGCGACGAAGACGAAUCGCCAGCAGCACCGCUUACUCCGUACCAGGAGGUAGUGGGUUCGUUGCAGUGGAUCGCUGUGGAUGGGAAGUCACAGAGAAGGAGCUGGCGAGGGAGGCUGAUGAGCGUAUCAUCGUGUCGUACAAAAGCAGGGACGAAGGCAGCAGAGACAGAACUUUGGCUGGGGAGGAGACUGGUAUCGAACGCAAACACAAGAUGGCUGAGUCUGUAGCGGAGAAGUCUGGGCUCAAGAAGUCAAAACACCAUUGUUUGGGAAGGAGAAAGUAG
Cryptococcus wingfieldii CBS 7118 is the source of this 1194-nucleotide messenger RNA. RefSeq lists its product as hypothetical. The coding region runs from base 1 to 1194 and encodes 397 amino acids. NCBI's taxonomy places the organism in Eukaryota, Fungi, Basidiomycota, Tremellomycetes, Tremellales, Cryptococcaceae. The record is from RefSeq and is a predicted model, not a curated record. The transcript is spliced from 4 exons.